AUGGGACCCAAUGCAUGGAUGCCUAUUGAGGACUCUGUGAUCCCUGGCUUUGCCAAGCUGGUGGGUGCAAAAGACACUGAAGUUACAGCAAUGAAUUCACUGACUGUCAAUCUGCACCUGGGCCUGGUUCCAUUUUACAAGCCCACGCCUGAUCGUUACAAGAUCCUGAUGGAAGAAAACCCAUUUCCUUCCGAUCUGUAUGCUGUUCAGUCCCAAGUGCGUUGGCAUGGCUAUGAACCUGAUUCUUCCAUAAUAUUUGUCAAAGCUGAGAAGCCUGGUGGAAUCUGGCGGGAUGAAGAUGUUGUUAAUCUGAUUGAUGAAGUGGGAGAUAGUGUAGCUCUGGUUCUCUUGAGUGGUAAGUCAAGGUGGUCGUCUUCGGUACUAUAA
Molecule: messenger RNA, 387 nt
Organism: Geodia barretti
Lineage: Eukaryota; Metazoa; Porifera; Demospongiae; Tetractinellida; Geodiidae
Source: the annotation of a GenBank genome assembly